AGAUCUUUGACAUUAAUUACUAUAUAUUAUUACUACUCUCUACUACUUUUCAACAAUCUAAAUUAAAUUAAUACACUCCGCGGCAUCCAUCUCGCGAUCUGCAGUUGAGCUACGUACACAAUGGAUCACAACCCUAAUCCCUCCAAAGCAGACAGGAAAACCAUCGAGAAAAACCGGAGAAAUCAGAUGAAGACCCUCUGCUCCAGGCUCAGCUCCCUCGUGCCCCAUCAAACCCCUAGGGAAGUUGCUUCGCUGCCGGACCAACUGGAAGGAGCCACCAACUACAUAAAGAAGCUGCAAACUAACAUUGAGAAAAUGAAGCAGAAGAAAAACUGCCUCGUGGGACUGUCUUCUGCAACUGCAAAUUCAAGUGCUAGGUCCAGUUGUUCAAACUCUGGAGGCCUUGUUUUACCCAACGUCGACGUUCGCGUGGUGGGCUCCGCCCUGGAGGUGGCUUUGGUAACUGGACUCAAUUCUCAAUUCAUGUUCACUCAAACGCUCCGACUGCUUCAUGAAGAAGGUGCGGAGGUCCUCAAUGCCAGCUUUUCUGUACUUGAAAAUUCCAUCUUCCAUACUAUACAUUGCCAGAUUGGAGAGCCUGCACAAGGUUAUGGAGCCGCAAGGAUUUCUGAGAGGCUGAGAAAGUAUGUGUACGACGUUAAUUGAUCAUUAUAGUCCAGACAUCUUAUUUGAAAAUCCAUGUGGUGAUGUUUAAUAUAUAUGUAGAUCAUGUGCUAUUUAUUGUUGUCUGACUCAACAUUCUCAUUUCUCAAUAAAUGUAGUGUUUUCCUCA
Messenger RNA from Sesamum indicum (sesame), 793 nucleotides. RefSeq names its product basic helix-loop-helix (bHLH) DNA-binding superfamily protein. NCBI's taxonomy places the organism in Eukaryota, Viridiplantae, Streptophyta, Magnoliopsida, Lamiales, Pedaliaceae. Gene Ontology annotation, biological process: regulation of transcription by RNA polymerase II. Gene Ontology annotation, cellular component: RNA polymerase II transcription regulator complex. The record is from RefSeq and is a predicted model, not a curated record. Gene Ontology annotation, molecular function: protein dimerization activity; DNA-binding transcription factor activity, RNA polymerase II-specific; RNA polymerase II transcription regulatory region sequence-specific DNA binding.